AUGUCCACCCCAACAAGAGACCAAAUCAAAGCCCUCGAACAAUCCCGCCAACGUCUCGUCCAACUCACCCACUCGCUGGCCUCCCUCAUCGCAAGUUUGAACCAGAGUGAUCCUCUUCCGUCCUGGCCCUCCCUCCAAUCCCAAGCCACAAUCCUCUCCAACAACCUCCUCUCCAUCUCCGAACACCUCUCCGAGAACCAGCCCCUCCUCUCCUCGCUAGUCGCCUACCCGGGCCCGGAAUUCCCCGGCCGCACGCAAGCGCCGACACUUGAGCAGCUUCUGCGGACGAAGCUUGAUCCGCGUGUGGAGGACUGGGUUGCGCGGGGGAGACGGAGGGCUGUCCCUGAUACCAACACUAAUCACAAUGAUCAUGGCAACAACGACGGCAAUGAGAACGAUAACGACCAUGAUUUAAGCGAGCAUGAUCUAGCUGAAUUAUGGCACUGGGCGCCCGUCGAGGCUAAUCGCGAAGCGAGACAGCGUGACUGGGGCGGGGACUAUACCCUCGAGGAGAGGGAGGGCGGUGUCGCGAAUGUGGUGACUGGGUUGCGGCGCGUGCUGGACGACGGGGAGGAUGAUAUGGGGAGUACGAGUGGGAGUAGUGAGGGCGAGGGGAAUGAGGGGCAGGGCGAGGAGGAGGAGAUGGAGGUUGUGGGCGUCAGGAUGAGGCCUGGCGCCGGGGCUGUCGCCGGUGGUGGCGGGCUUGAGUUUGAUAUUGCUGCUGGGGGCGCGCACGGUGCGGGUGGUGUUGGGGGAGAGGAUGGGGUUGGUGUGCAGAAGGUGAUGGCUCCGGUUGUGCCGUUGGAGGGUAUUCUACGGUUUAUGACUACUGGGGCGCAGCCCGGGCAGCGGUAA
Messenger RNA from Aspergillus candidus, 855 nucleotides. It is a transcript of the gene med8, whose product is annotated as RNA polymerase II mediator complex subunit MED8. The transcript has 2 exons. Gene Ontology annotation, molecular function: transcription coregulator activity; RNA polymerase II cis-regulatory region sequence-specific DNA binding. Gene Ontology annotation, biological process: regulation of transcription by RNA polymerase II. The coding region runs from base 1 to 855 and encodes 284 amino acids. Gene Ontology annotation, cellular component: core mediator complex; mediator complex. The record is from RefSeq and is a predicted model, not a curated record. Lineage: Eukaryota; Fungi; Ascomycota; Eurotiomycetes; Eurotiales; Aspergillaceae.